AGAUCUCUUGGAGCCGCGUGCCAUAGCGGCCGGUAGUUGUAGACGGGAGUUGCCACCUUUGCGCCUCUGCUAGCUGCAUUGCAUUGCCGCCAGCCCGGCCGCUCCCGUCGUCAAUGCCAAAACAGCAGUAAACGCGCUUUGGCCUUUGGAGCGUGUCACAUUAGAUUCUCCGGCCGGGCCAGCAUCAGCAGUUGUUUCCUAGCGACCCACCCAGCGCUCUCUAGCUAGCUCCUUCUCGCUGCCGCGGUAGAUACUGGACUUGUUCUCGCAGGCAGCAGGCGGCGGUGAACUCGUGUGGGCGAGGUCUUGGCUCGCGAGCUUCGUUCACGCCUUAUACUCGCUGGUGCAUGAUACUCGGGCCACCGGAGUAUCUUCCGUGAUGGGUACGGGUCGGAGGCCGCAAUGGGGAGUCAUGUUCAUGUGCUUGGCGCUGGUCUUGUCGGCGCUUGCGGCGGUCGCCUCGUCUCAGUCGCCGCUUCCGGCGCCGCCGGCUCGAAGAGCAGCCGUACCGUCGUUUCCACCAGCGGCGUCGCGGGCUCCGAAGCGGGCGUCCGGGCCAGCGUUGUCGCCUGCGCCAAAGCCAGCGUCUCCCCCAUCGGCUUCGCCGGCUCCCAAGCCGACACCUAGGCCCGCGGCUUCUCCAGCGCCAAAGCCAUCGUCUCCACUUCCGGCGCCAAAGCCGCCAUCUCCACCCGCGCCGGCGCAGGCGCCGAAGCCAUCGGCUCCACCUGCAGCGUCGCCGGUUCCGAAGCCACCAUCUCCACCACCCAUGCCGUCGCCAUCGCGGGCUCCAAAGCCAUCACCCUCAGCGCCGGCGCCGGCUCCGGCUCAAAAACCAUCUCCCGCACCGGCACCCGCCCCGAAAGCGUCUCCUCCUACGACGACCCCGACACCAGUACUGAAACCAUCUGUUCCAUCUCCGGCACCGCCGCCGUCUCCGGCGAACUCUGCCCCGCCGACGUCUUCGCCGGCGCUCUCGCCCAGCUUCUACGCCGCCUCCUGCCCGAGCGUGGAGCUGGCGGUGAACGAUGUCGUCAGGUCGGCCUCCACCUUGGACCCCACCAUCCCCGGCAAGCUCCUCAGGAUGGUCUUCCAUGACUGCUUCGUAGAGGGAUGCGAUGCGUCGGUGCUGAUCGAAGGCAGCGGCACGGAGAGGACCGAUCCCGCAAACCUCUCGCUGGGCGGGUUCAAUGUCAUUGAUGAAGCCAAGAGGCUGCUCGAAGCUGUAUGCCCUGCAACCGUUUCUUGCAGUGACAUUAUAGUCCUUGCUGCAAGAGAUGCUGUCACAUAUACCGGAGGACCGUCGGUGCCCGUCUCUCUCGGGCGACGUGAUAGCCUUGUCUCGCUAGCCUCCAAUGUCAGAGCAAACAUCAUUGACACGGGCUUCUCCGUCGACGCUAUGGCGGCGAGCUUCGCCUCGAAGGGCCUCACCUUGGACGACCUCGUCACUCUCUCAGGCGGGCACACCAUCGGGUCAGCGCACUGCGGCACAUUCCGGGAGCGCUUCCAUCCUGACGCCAAUGGAAGCAUGGUGCCCGUUGAUGCAUCAAUGAACACCGACUACGCGAACGAGCUGAUGCAGACCUGCUCAUCGGGGAACAGCACCGUGACGGUGGACUGCGACGAGGGGUCGGCGAAGGUGUUCGACAACCGGUACUUCAGCAACCUGCUGGACGGGCGUGGCCUGCUGCGCACGGACGCCGUGCUGGUGCAGAACGCCACGACGAGGGCCAAGGUGUCGGCCUUCGCGCAGAGUCAGGAGAGCUUCUUCGCCAGCUGGGCCGGCUCGUACGCCAGGCUCACCAGCCUCGGCGUCAAGACAGGAUCCGACGGCGAGAUCCGGCGGCUCUGCUCCAGCGUCAACGGCUGAUGGAUCGAGUAGCGAUCACAGAUUCUGGAUGAUGUAACAUGUAAUACAAAUACAUAGGGAUCGGAUGUAUUAGCAGCGAGCUGGGGGAAUUAGAUCGAUUCGUUUGUUCUUCUUGUAGCCGAUGACCGAGUCUUUCUUUGUGUAGGCCGCCGCAUGUAGAGGGCGGCAAGCGGCAUUGCGUUUUACCUGCAACAGAAAAUACCAAAUUAAGCCCAAUAAAAUGAUGCUCCGUUCAAGUA
This is a messenger RNA of Brachypodium distachyon (stiff brome), 2109 nucleotides long. Its product is annotated as peroxidase 46. NCBI's taxonomy places the organism in Eukaryota, Viridiplantae, Streptophyta, Magnoliopsida, Poales, Poaceae. The transcript has 4 exons. Gene Ontology annotation, molecular function: heme binding; peroxidase activity. The coding region runs from base 380 to 1870 and encodes 496 amino acids. The record is from RefSeq and is a predicted model, not a curated record. Gene Ontology annotation, biological process: hydrogen peroxide catabolic process; response to oxidative stress.